Molecule: messenger RNA, 852 nt
Organism: Leptopilina heterotoma
Lineage: Eukaryota; Metazoa; Arthropoda; Insecta; Hymenoptera; Figitidae
Exons: 4
Coding region: 256-852 (198 amino acids)
Source: RefSeq, a predicted model, not a curated record
AGUGCCAUGUCUGCAUUGUGCGUUGACAACUCAACACUUGAAAAUGUUUAAACUAUUUUUAUAUAUAUAGAGACACAAAUAGAUUGUUGUGUUUCUAUUCGGUAAAAUUACUUUGAUAUUCAUUAUAAUCAAGAUACUCUACAUUUACACUGUGUGUGCACAGUUUAUCUUUAUAGUUUAGUGGGUGAUAUCUUAGGAACUGAUGUCUAGACUUCGUGAACUCGAUCCCUCGUUGGCUUCAAAAUAAGCAAACGUAUGAAAACUGUUCAACUUCUUAAUCAAUUAUGUAAUGAAUCACAAGGAAGCAAUACUAUUAAACGUGAUGCGUGUUCUGGUUGUUUCUUCAGGGCAAAUAAUCAAUUAUUGUCAAUGGCUAAGUGUGCAGACAGUUAUCUGAACAAUACAAAUUAUGGUCAUUGCCAAAUGUAUUUAAGAAAUGCAACUAAUAAUAUAAAUUCAACAUCAAAUCCUCCAAUAAUUUACUGCUCGUUCUUAGAAUGUGUUCGACAAGUUAAUAAAAAUGCACUGAUUGGUAAAUGCAUUAAUGAAGCGAUUCGUCAAAUGCUACCAACAAUUUCAAAUGAUGAAAAUCAUUUAACAAAACUUUUCAUUAACACAACGGCCUGCAUUCUUGCAAAAACUCGUUGCGGUGCUCCAAAUCCAAUAACUGGAGCAUUUCAGGGCGACGAAUUAAUAAAUAAAUUACAUAUACCGUCAAUGAAUGCAAUAUUUGUUAAUUCAGAAUACGAUAUAAAUAUUGUUCAGUUACCAUUUGGAAAUGGUCAAUUCUUGGAUGAUUGCGUCAAAUAUCGAAAUAUUGAACAAGCAAAUUGGCCCGGUGUUAAAUGUUAA